CCCUGACUGGGAAUCGAACCCGCCACCUUUGGUGUAUGGGACGACACCCCAACUGCGCCACACUGGCCAGGGUCCACAUCUUUAUUUCCUCACUUUGUAUUGUAGAUAAGUCAUUUCACCUGUCUGCACCAUUGUUUCUCCAACUGUAAAUAACGGAACUAAUACCCAUCUCCUAGAAUUGGUGUGAAGGGUUAAGAAAGAUAUUGAAAAUGCCUAAUACUUAGAAGAUGCUCUAAAUAAUAUAAAUGUUCUAUUGGUCCUAUGAUGGUGAAGUCUGAAAUGAGAUUGGAUUAGAUGAUUUCCAGAGGCUUCAACUUUGUUUUAGAAGUCUGUUUAGAUGGCGUUUUAAAUGAGACUAAUAUGUAAAAUGUUUGGGCAGGGGUAGGGGUGUCAGAGCCCUGUCCUCUCAGCCUCUCACAGAUCUUACCCCUACCCCUUCCCUGGAGCCCCUGAAGAAUUUCUUUGAUUAUAAUUUGAAAAUUGCUCAUUUUGCAGAAAGAAGGGCAGUGAGCUCCAUUGGGGUGAGGGACGUAUUGAGAGUACCACUGCUACCUGUGGUGGCAGAGCUGGAACAAAACCUGUGGGGUCCCACUACUGCUUUGUGAGUUUCCAAACUAUUGGCAUGUGUACUACUCACAUUUGUUUGCCAGGUUUAGGGUGGGAUACAGAGGAGACAGGCGAGUGGCCGAAAUUGCCCCCUUAUGAUUGAAAGAACAUUGGACUGUUGAAGAGUGUGGUGCCAGAAGUCUUCCAUUUGUGAUGAAACAUACAGCUACAGAGAGGGGGCUGUAAGCCUCCAUGGGCCGAGGGAAAGGCUGAACUCUGUUGCUGGGACAUCUGUCCAGAACUACAGAACAAGAAGCUUGUUUCCCAACGGAAGGGUUAAAAACAAACCCCGCAAGACCGGAAGUUACGUGUCGCACCCCCAGCGCCGGCCUCCCUGACCCGGUUGAGGCCGUAGCGGACUGCCCUUCCCCAAGAUGGCGUCGAAGGUGGGUUCGCGACGAUGGAUAUUGCAGCUGCUCAUGCAGUUGGGCUCGGUGUUGCUCACACGCUGCCCCUUCUGGGGUUGCUUCAGCCAGCUCAUGCUGUACGCCGAGAGGGCCGAGGCGCGCCGGAAGCCCGACAUUCCAGUGCCCUACUUAUAUUUCGACAUGGGGGCGGCCGUGCUGUGCGCUAGCUUCAUGUCCUUCGGCGUGAAGCGGCGCUGGUUUGCGCUGGGGGCCGCACUCCAGCUGGCCAUUAGCACCUACGCUGCCUACAUCGGGGGCUACGUGCACUACGGGGACUGGCUGAAGGUCCGUAUGUACUCGCGCACAGUUGCCAUCAUUGGUGGAUUUCUUGUGCUGGCUAGCGGUGCUGGGGAGCUCUACCGUCGGAAACCCCGCAGCCGUUCCCUCCAGUCCACCGGCCAGGUCUUCCUGGGCAUCUACCUCAUCUGUGUGGCCUACUCACUGCAGCACAGCAAGGAGGACCGGCUAGCAUAUCUGAACCAUCUACCAGGAGGGGAGCUCAUGAUCCAGCUGUUCUUCCUACUGUAUGGCGUCCUGGCCCUGGCCUUCCUGUCUGGCUACUACGUGACCCUGGCUGCUCAGAUUCUGGCUAUACUGCUGCCACCAGUCAUGCUGCUCAUUGAUGGCAAUGUUGCCUACUGGCACAACACACGGCGUGUUGAGUUCUGGAACCAGAUGAAGCUCCUUGGAGAGAGUGUGGGCAUCUUUGGAGCCGCUGUCAUCCUGGCCACUGAUGGCUGAGUUGGACAGGGAGAGGCUGAAAUGGGUGGAGGGAGCCACUGAGGGCCACCCUACCUUCCUCCUUGCUGGCCCAGUUACGUUUAUUUAUGCGUUUUGGUCUAUUUGGUUGAUCCUUUGUUCUGUGUAUGUGUGUGUGUGUUGGUCUGUUCCCCAAUUCCUGGGCUCAGCCCUUGAUGGGAGGAGCCCUGAUGAUGCUGCCUUACAGGGUUUUUCCCUUUUGUUAGAAGGAGAGCUGAGGCCAGCUGCUCCCCUGGGUCUUAUGUCCCAGAGAAGAGAAUAAGGCAGGGCUAGGGGUAGAGGUACUGAGAGUGGGAGACAGAGGAAGGAAGACUAAGAACUGGAAGUGAGCAAAAGUGAAAAAUUCCUUUUGAACCUGGCAGAUGCAGCCAGGCUUUGCAAUGCUUUUCGGGGACUGAGAAUGAGUAUGCGUGUUGACACGUGGAUCAGGCCCAGGAGGAGCAUAGGGGUUGAACUCUACAGAAGUCAGAUGGGUUCUCAGGAUAUGCCAAAGGGAGAAAUAACACUAGUUGUCACCUACCUUGAGAGCAGAGCAGGCCCCAGUCUACUUGGGUGUGAAGGGGUGGGGCAGGCAGCAGCCAACUUCCCGCCUCCUGCCUUCUGUUUCCAGCUCUGUGGUUGGCCUGGUGGGGUGAGUAGCCUCCCAAACACCAGACCACACAGUCCUCCAAAAAUAAACAUUUUAUAUAGACA
This is a messenger RNA of Miniopterus natalensis, 2465 nucleotides long. Its product is annotated as transmembrane protein 101. NCBI's taxonomy places the organism in Eukaryota, Metazoa, Chordata, Mammalia, Chiroptera, Miniopteridae. The record is from RefSeq and is a predicted model, not a curated record. Gene Ontology annotation, biological process: positive regulation of canonical NF-kappaB signal transduction. Gene Ontology annotation, molecular function: hormone activity. Gene Ontology annotation, cellular component: extracellular region.